Messenger RNA from Strongylocentrotus purpuratus (purple sea urchin), 2454 nucleotides. Its product is annotated as extracellular serine proteinase. NCBI's taxonomy places the organism in Eukaryota, Metazoa, Echinodermata, Echinoidea, Camarodonta, Strongylocentrotidae. The transcript is spliced from 12 exons. The record is from RefSeq and is a predicted model, not a curated record. Gene Ontology annotation, biological process: proteolysis. Bases 43 to 1923 code for a protein of 626 amino acids. Gene Ontology annotation, molecular function: serine-type endopeptidase activity.
UCCACUUUUGUCUCUACUAUCAUCUCGAUUGUAGUAUUGAAAAUGAGGGCCUUCAUCGUAUUACUUCUUGCCGUUGCGGCAUCCGCCAGACUGGCACCCCUUCUCACCCAGAGGAACCGUAUCCCAGGACGUUACAUCGUCAAGCUAAAGGAGGGAUACAGCGUUGAUGCUAGCAUCGCAUCUCUCGGUGAUGCUAAGAUCCUCUACAGGUUCAAGACUGUCUUCCCAGGAUUCGCUGCUCAGCUUUCUGACCGCCUCGUUCAAAGGCUCCAAAAGUCCGACGCCGUUGAGUACAUCGAAGAGGAUGGCGUAGUGGAAGCUAGCUCCAUUGCCUCAUGGGGUCUCGAUCGUAUUGAUCAGAUCAACCUCCCACUCGAUGACGUCUAUCAGCCAAUCGGUGACGGUAACGGCGUUGAUGUUUACGUCAUCGAUACCGGUAUCAAUAUCAACCACGAGGACUAUGCUGGUCGUUCUACCCUCGGUUUUGAUGCCUUUGGAAACACUGGUGCCGACUGCAACGGUCACGGAACUCAUUGCGCUGGAACCGUCGCUGGAACCCAGUAUGGUGUCGCUAAGGCAGCAAACAUCUUUGGAGUCCGUGUGUUGAACUGCAUGGGAUCCGGAUCCUGGUCCGGUGUCGUCGCUGGAUGUGAAUGGGUUGCUGAGAACGCUAACGGUCCCUCUGUCGCAUCCAUGUCACUCGGUGGUGGAGCUAGUACUACCGUCGAUGACGCUAUCCUAGUCAUGAUCGACGCCGGUAUCACCGUCGCUGUGGCUGCUGGAAACGACGAUGACGACGCUUGCAGCUACUCUCCUGCUCGUGCCGUACCCGCCAUCACUGUGGGCGCCACCGAUAGCAGUGAUGACCGUGCUUACUUCUCAAACUACGGUACCUGUGUGGAUAUCUUUGCUCCAGGUGUCUCCAUCACUUCUUCCUGGAUCGGAGGCUCCAGUGCCACAAACACCAUCAGCGGUACCUCCAUGGCCUGCCCACACGUUGCUGGUGCUGCAGCUGUCGUCCUUGGAAUCAAUGGAACCAUGAGUCCUACUGAGGUAACCAACACCCUCCUUACCAAGUCUAUCUCUGGUGCGGUAUCUGAUAUUGGAUCUGGAUCCCCCAACCUGCUCCUCUACGUGGGUGAGGGUAAUGGGGGUGGAUCUGCACCAGGACCAGUCGAUCCUGAAGACCCAAGUGGCCCAUCUGACCCAACCUGCGGCGGCUUCUUCAACGAGACCUCAGGCGUCUUCGCCAGCCCUAACUACCCAAAUGACUACGACAACAAUGAAGCAUGUGACUUCGUCUUUGCUGCUAAGGAAGGUGACGUCAUCAGUGUUGCUCUCUCCAACUUCGAAUUGGAGGGCUCAUCCACCUGUGCUUACGAUUCCCUUGCCAUCUACGACGGUGCUGACUCAUCCGCCCCUCUUAUAGGAGAAUAUUGCGGUAGUAGUAACCCUGGUCUUAUCGUCAGCAGUGGUAACAGCCUCUACAUGAGGUUCACUUCCGACGGUUCAGUCACCUAUCCAGGAUUUACUGGAGCUUUCCAGAUGGGGGAAGCACCAGAGCUGCCUACAGUUGGUGCUUGCGGAGACACUUUAAGCGAUGCUUCCGGUAUAUUGAUGUCACCAAACUAUCCAGAAGAAUACAGUAAUAGCGACGAGUGUACCUUUACUCUCAAGGGUCUGGCUGACGACACUGUCACUCUCACCUUCACCGAUUUCGACAUUGAAGACCACAGCACAUGCAGCUUUGAUGCCCUCGAGGUUUAUGAAGGUGUUGAUGCUUCCGGUCCGCUCCGUGCCAAGCUGUGUGGAUCCUCCACUCCCGGACCAAUCACAUCUACUACCAAUGCUCUCUUCGUCAAGUUUGUUACCGAUAGUUCAGUAACCCGUACUGGAUUCAGGGCUCUUGUCACCAUACAGUAAAACCUGAUUCACAGGAAUCACAUUUCUUAACUCUACCUCCGGUUUAUCAGAAUCAACCGCUUGCAUAACACUGUCAAGUACCACUCAUAGGUUAAGGGAAAGGAGAGAUGGAUUAAAUAUUCAAGAAAGGCUUGGCAAAUGUAUUGAAGCACUUGUACAUUACUCUGGGCAUUCACUUCAAUUAAGAAAUGAAAUACCUGUACUGCGAAAGAAAGGUCCUCAUCUUGACAAAGGAAUCUUUUUGUUCUCCCUGUCUGUCUCAAAAUGUUCAGAUUCCCUCUUGAUUUCUAUAUUUUCCUCUCUUCAUAGAUACAUUGCUCUUCAUGGUGCUGUCUCGAAUCCCUCCCAUCUAUAUUCCAUUCUCAAUACCAUUUUCUUUUGUUCACUGACUAUGUGGGGUAUAUUUGGUAAUUGUCUUGGGUAAACCCAAUAUCAUUUGUCCAAUAUGUGCAAUAAGUUCGUAUUUUGCCAUUUCAGUAUUAUGUUUGGUUGGGGAAUAUAAUAAUGCAAUAAAUACCUUUCUUCAAGUUU